AUGUCAAAAGAAAACCCUCAACUACUCGACGAAACUGAUUUCGACGCCAUUGUGCUCGGCACUGGUUUGAUCGAAUCCAUUGUAGCGGGUUCGCUUGCCCGUGCAGGAAAGAAAGUCCUCCAUGUCGACAGUAAUGACCACUAUGGCAGUAAUUGGAGUGUUUUUGGUUUUAAAGAAAUGUUACGUUGGAAGCAACGCAUAGAACAAGAAUCCGAAAUAAGCUACCAGGAAAACUACAAAAACAACUAUCGAAAGGUCGCGUUCAACGUACACGAGCAACCGUCGACGGGAUCUAUACCUGUUGAACUCGACGCUGACACAGACGAAUCUUUGGAAAGCGCAGUCCGCAACAAGAUCAAAUCACUCCUCUCGGUUGAGCCCUCGGCCGAUAAGGUGCUUAUCGAAGAAACGAUCAAUCAAGAGGUCAAGGAUAUAGUGAGCAAACACCAAGAUACUACGACGAUCGAUCUGCAGCCAAGCGUAUCUCGAUUAAAUUUCCUCUUGAGUGCAAUGCGUGCAUCAAGGGCCUACAAUUUGGAUUUGACCCCCAAAUUGUUGUCAUGUAAUGGUGAGCUCGUGGAAAUACUUAUCCAAAGUGGAGUUGGCCGAUAUCUGGAAUUCAAGGGGGUCGAUGACAUUGGUAUUUUCGAUAACGAGCAAGGGCGACUCGAUCGAGUACCGAGCUCGAAGCAGGAUGUAUUUACGAACAAGGGGAUUCCCUUGAUCGAUAAGCGCAAAUUAAUGCGCUUUUUGACGUUUGCUAUCGACUUUGAUACUAAUCCUGAGGUACUACAAGGAUAUAACACACACAUCAUUUUUUUUUUAGCUGCAACAAAGGUUGGGUUGGAACGAACACAGGCAUUUGUACGGUCGAUGGGCCGGUUCAACAAAGGUGCAUUCCUUUGCACUUUAUACGGUGGUGGUAGUGAAAUUGCUCAAGCAUUUUGUCGUGUCUGCGCAGUAUAUGGUGGCGUUUACAUCCUUAGCCAACAGCUGACCCGGUUUCUGAUUGACGAAAACACCGGUGAAUGCAAGGGCAUAGAGACUAAAGAUGGACAGAAAUUCAACGCCACCUGGGUUGUUGCUGGCAUUGAUUAUUUGGAUGAACGUUGGAUACCAUCCUCAAACGAUUAUGAAAAAUGGAUAUCACGAUCCAUUGUUGUAACUGAUAAGCCCUUAGUGUCGUUUGGGGAAACGGAUGACAUGUUAUGUUAUAGCGUGUUGCCACCAGGUAGUUCUGCAGGAAAUAAAGACCAACCGAUUUUCGUUUUACACCAGAACCAUGAAACAAUGGCGUGUCCACGCAAUGAAUACGUGACAUAUUUGUGGAAAGAGUCAAGUGAGGGAGACCGCGAUGAACUGCACAAGGCCAUUGAUUUGCUUUUGCCUGAAGGUAAUUUUCGAGCAGACAUAAGCACGCAUGGACAUGUCAAGUUUUCACUUUUGUACGAGCAACGCUGCCGACAAGUGUCCUUGGCAGAUUCGUGGCAACUACCCAAAAAUGUUAUCCCGUGCAGCGAUCCCACUGGCUCCACCAGCUUUGAACAAGCUGUGGUCGAGGCAACCAAAAUAUUUUAUCAAUGUGUGCCCAAAGAUACUCCUUUCAUGCCACCACAACCAGAAGAUCCUGAAGAAGACUACUGA
This is a messenger RNA of Zychaea mexicana, 1644 nucleotides long. RefSeq lists its product as uncharacterized. The transcript is spliced from 9 exons. Gene Ontology annotation, cellular component: Rab-protein geranylgeranyltransferase complex; nucleus; cytosol. Bases 1 to 1644 code for a protein of 547 amino acids. Gene Ontology annotation, biological process: vesicle-mediated transport; small GTPase-mediated signal transduction; protein geranylgeranylation. Lineage: Eukaryota; Fungi; Mucoromycota; Mucoromycetes; Mucorales; Lichtheimiaceae. The record is from RefSeq and is a predicted model, not a curated record. Gene Ontology annotation, molecular function: GDP-dissociation inhibitor activity.